This is a messenger RNA of Xenia sp. Carnegie-2017, 4231 nucleotides long. RefSeq lists its product as uncharacterized. Gene Ontology annotation, biological process: entrainment of circadian clock by photoperiod; circadian regulation of gene expression; negative regulation of DNA-templated transcription. The coding region runs from base 159 to 3206 and encodes 1015 amino acids. Lineage: Eukaryota; Metazoa; Cnidaria; Anthozoa; Malacalcyonacea; Xeniidae. Gene Ontology annotation, molecular function: DNA binding; FAD binding. The record is from RefSeq and is a predicted model, not a curated record. Gene Ontology annotation, cellular component: nucleus; cytoplasm. The transcript has 15 exons.
AUUUUAAUGUUUGAGUGCAUCGCAUUCACACAUCAGAUGCUAACCAACAACAAGGGGAGAUAAACGGCCGUAAUUUUCUCUACAGAUUGACGGAAUAUUUAGUUAAAUCCUUCUUAGGUUGUGAAUGUAGUCUAUCUAGUGUUGGUUUCAAAAAAAAAAUGGAGACUGACGCUCUUCGAUGUAAAGGGAAUCAUCUGCAUUGGUUUCGUAAGGACCUUCGGUUACACGACAACCCAGCUUUGUUGAAGUGCUUAGAGGACUGCGAGAACUUUUACGGAGUUUAUAUACUUGAUACAGAGGCUUGGCUUCGUUUGAAUCCUAACGCAAGCCCGACAAUAUGGAGGUUCUUUCUUGAAACCCUACACGAUCUGAACGAUAAGCUGCGAAAACUGAACUCCCGUCUAUUUGUUGUCCAAGGCUCUCCCGUUCGGGUUUUGCCGAAGUUAUUUCACGAAUGGAAUAUUUCACGUUUGACUUUUAAUACUGAUCACGAUCUACAAUCAAAUGAACGAGAGGAAGUCGUAUUUUCUUUGGCUUGCAUUGCAAAUGUAGAAGUUGCUGUUCACUCAUCUCAUACUUUGCAUGAUGUUAAUCGCUACAUCGAAAGUAACAAUGGAAAUGUUCCGCUCGGCCUUAAGGAAUUUCAACAAGUGUUCCACUCUCUCGAUGAGCUUCCUUGUCCGGUCGAGUGUGUUAAUGAACGUCAUUUUUCAACCUGUCGGACGCCAAACUCUGAGUGGCUUGAUGCGAACUUCCAUGUGCCACGACUGGAAGAACUCGGCUUCGUGGAUCAAUCAUUUGCAUCGAAAUCGUCCUUUCGAGGGGGCGAAACCGAAGCUCUUCAACAUUACAACAACUACGUUGAAAUGGUUGUAUCAUCCAAUGUGUCAUCAAAGAAAUCAAGCGGAUUGAGUCCGUACUUUCGAUAUGGCUGUCUCUCUGUGAGAUAUGUUUAUCACUCUCUUCAUUCAUAUGUUCACGAGAACGUCACAAUCGCGCGGUUUCUGAAAGGUUUGGAGACUCGGGAUUUCUUCUUCAUGCUUGCGAGUCGCAUCAGCAACUGGGACAAGAUUGAAAGAAAUCCGAUAUGUCUGGGAAUUCCAUGGGAGGAAAACAAAGAGUACUUGAAGAAGUUCCGAAAGGGCAAAACAGGAUUUCCUUGGAUCGAUGCAACCAUUGCGCAGCUUAAACAGGAAGGAUGGAUAAGUUACGAGUCGAGGCAAUCAUUGGCGUUCUUCCUAACCAGAGGAUGUUUGUGGAUCAGCUGGGAAGAAGGAGUCAAGUUAUUUGAAGACUACUGCCUGGACGCUGAAAGAAGCUUAAACGUUGGCAGUUGGUUAUGCGCGUCCGCCAGCUCUUUCUUCAACCAUGAUUUCAAUGCGUACUGUCCAGUGGAAGAGGCCAAACGCUUGGACGAACAUGGAAUAUAUAUCAGGAAAUACUUGCCAGUUCUGCAAGAUCUACCCGACGAGUACAUCUACCAACCAUGGCUUGCACCACAAGAAGUACAAGAAAGAGCGAAUUGUAUCAUUGGCAAGGACUAUCCAAAACGGAUGAUAGAUCAUACUAAAGCGAGACUCGAUUGCUUGGAGAAAUUGCGAGAAUUCCACAAAGAAUUAAUUCACCCAAUAUCGAGUACGGGGCAAAAUGUUGUGCAUUGGUUCCGCAAAGAUUUGCGACUACAUGACAAUCCAGCCCUUGUUGAAGCUUGGCGAAACGGUGGAAAUUUCUAUGGCGUGUACAUCUUCGAUCCGCUUGUUUUCCAGGAUGGUAAAUCAUCUGUGAAUCACGGCAAGUUCCUGCUCCAAUGCCUGCGCGAUCUCGAUGCCAAAUUGCGCGAAUGCGGCUCUUACUUGUACGUGAUCCGUGACUCACCAAUGGCCGCGUUCAAGAACCUUUUCGUUAAGUGGCGUGUGACGAAGCUAACGAUGGAAGCCGACACGGAACCUUAUGGCAAGAAACUCGAGGACUCCGUCGUUGCAUUAGCAAAAAAGUGUGACAUUCAAGUCGUUACUAAAGUAUCACAUACGCUCUAUUCUAUACCUGAAGUGAUAAAGUACAACAAUAGUUUACAGCCGUUCACGUUCAAACGUUUCAUCACUACUGUAAAGAAAAUUGGUCAACCGGAUAUGCCGGUACCACCAUUAGACUCUGUCUCGUUUCACGGUUGUCUGAGUCCCGUGGUCCCAGGCUUUGAAAUGCCCAGUGUAGACGAGUUCGGCAUGUCCGAUGAGGAUUUCAUUGAUGGUCCCAAUAUAUGGAAAGGUGGCGAAAACGAAGCGUUGAAAAGAUUAGACUUGCUUGUUGAAAAGAUUGAGAGUGGACACGUCGAAGUGGAGAACUUUGGCGAUAUAUCAUUUCCUAAAUCCACCGCGCUGUCGCCGUACAUGCGUUUUGGUUGCAUUUCGACGCGUUUGAUUUAUCACACGCUAAAUAAGCUACUCAAGAAGGCCAAUAAUAGCCAACAAAUAUUGAAUAUUCUUAUGAAGCUGAUGUUCCGCGACUUCCUUUUCACUCUUGGUCAUCGAAAUUUCUUCUUUGAUUCGAUGAAAAACAAUCCCGUGUGUUUGCAAAUACCCUGGGAGUCCAACAGAGACUUCAUUGACAGAUGGCGCGAGGGCUCUACGGGAUUUCCGUGGAUUGACGCUGUUCAAAUCCAACUUCGCAAAGAAGGAUGGGCGAAUCACCUUGGCCGACAGGCUGCAGCGUGUUUCCUGACAAGAGGGUGUCUAUGGGUGUCUUGGGAAGAAGGAUUUAAGGCUUGUCAAGAGAUGCAAAUUGACUUCGAAUGGAGCUUAUGUGCUGCCAAUUGGCUGAUGAUUUCGUGCAGCUCUUUCUUUGUAAAAAGCAACAAGUACUAUUGUCCAGUGAACACGGGAAAGCAACACGAUCCACAAGGAGUUUUUAUAAGGAAAUAUAUACCUCAGUUGCGCAACUAUCCCGACGAGUACAUUUACGAGCCUUGGAAUGCACCAAUCGAAGUACAGGAAAAAGCAGGCUGCGUCAUCGGCAAGGACUACCCAAAGAGAAUCAUUGAUCACGAGGAAGCAAAACUCGUGUGCGCAAAAAGAUUACGAGAAAUGGUGGGCGAGUUACAAGAAGGAAUGUCAACCUCCGUGACACUUGCUGACGAUGAAGACGACAAUUUUAUUGUUAAAAAGAAGAGAAAGAUCUACGAAAAUAUGCCAGGACUUCCCGUUUUUUGAUAUCGAAGAGCGUAAUGGUUCGUGUGGGGUUAAAUUAUGGGUGUGAGCGUUAUUUGUUGCUCAAAGGGGCGUUAAUAGUUUGGCAAAGGUUUUAAUGCGCGUAUUGAUGUUAGUAAUAGAAAUUAAUGUUGUCGAGGCCUUUGAAGCGUCCCACGUUUGAAAUUUAACAUUAGAGAUUUUAAGUUUGGCGUUGACGGCAAACCGCCAAAAGUCACGUGAUCUUGGCUUUGCGGCUCAUGUUGAAGUUCGCGGUUCAGGGUUAAACGAGGCACUUCUUGCGGUAGGUGAUGUUCAGCAAGCCUUAACGUACUUUUAAUACAACCAAGUGACGUUUAUGGCUAAAUGUUUUCUUUUUAUUAGAGUAUACAACAUGAAUAUGCCUUUGUCGAGGUUUGCCGUGAACGCCAAACCAAAACUCCUAUUAUUAAAGCAGCGAAUGUGUUUGUAUCGUUAAGUUUUCAAAUCGUUUUUCACAUCCCGUGUAAGAGCAUUAAAGUAAUAGUUGAUCACAUUGUACAUAAAACUAUACAGAUAUUGAUUAUAUGACUGCUGUGUAGCUAUUCUAGCCAUCUGCAAAAAUGAAGCGAUUUAGUUUGUUCGCAAUCUAGCAUCGUUACAUUUACUCAAAACAUUAUUUCGAUAUUUUUUUGGCCAUAGUUCUUUAUCGGUUCCCCUGGUUUUUAUCCAAUAGUACUGCAAAGCAUUCCUUUAUGUUUUCUUUUGAAAAUUUCGGUGUUUGGCGAUUUGUCGACAGUCAUAUAAUUAAUAAAUUAGUGACCGAGCCAAUUUUGUCAUUCCCAGGCUCGGUUCACAAACGUCCUUCACUAGGGAAAAUGAAUUGUGUAUACAUAACAUAAUAACAUAUUGGGUUAAGUGUUCUGAAAUGUAAAUUUAUUUGUCAAAGUGAAUGUUGAGUUAAUAUAGAUAAUUGUAUCGAGUUGUUUCUGCUUGGACACGUGAUUUUUCUUAAUCAUCGGACUUCCUUAAACUGUUUGCUUGAUCAGCGAAAUAUAUGGUAAAAGGUA